This is a messenger RNA of Rhopalosiphum maidis (corn leaf aphid), 911 nucleotides long. Its product is annotated as KRAB-A domain-containing protein 2-like. The transcript has 2 exons. Lineage: Eukaryota; Metazoa; Arthropoda; Insecta; Hemiptera; Aphididae. Gene Ontology annotation, molecular function: nucleic acid binding. Gene Ontology annotation, biological process: DNA integration. Bases 27 to 911 code for a protein of 294 amino acids. The record is from RefSeq and is a predicted model, not a curated record.
CUCGCUGUCAAGUGGAUUUAAUAGACAUGCAAGCUCAGCCUGAUGACCAUUACAAGUUCAUAAUGGUCUAUCAAAAUCACCUUACGAAGUUCGUAAUUCUUAGACCGUUAACUCAUAAACGGGCUGAAGAAGUAGCCUACGUGUUAAUUGAUAUUUUUACAACAUUUGGAGCCCCGGCAAUUUUGCAGAGUGAUAAUGGAAGGGAAUUCGCCAAUAAAGUUGUUAUUGAGUUGUGUAGUAUGUGGGAAGAACUUAAGAUUGUCCACGGAAAGCCUAGACACUCACAAAGUCAAGGGUCUGUUGAAAGGGCCAACCAAGAUAUUCAAAAUAUUCUCGCAACAUGGUUAGCCGAUAAUAAUUCCAGAAAGUGGAGCGAAGGUCUUAAAUUUGUUCAAUUUAUGAAGAAUCGGAGUUUUCACCAUGGUACAAAACGUUCGCCAUACGAAGCUAUGUUCGGAACACGUGCUAAAGUUGGCCUAAAAUCAACCCAAAUUCCAACCGAUUUAAUUUCUACUUUAAAAUCAGAGGAAGAUUUAGAAAAAGCUCUAGGCUGUGGAAUUAAUAUCAAAAACAUAAACGAGAAACACGAAAAAAGUGAUGGAAGUGAUAAGGACAGUGCAAAAGAACUUUUUUCUGAUGAAGAUGAAAACGAUCAAAUAAAAUUGAGAAUAGAAUCAAUUUCUUCAAAUCGAUCGAAAUCUGCUGAAAAUCUUAAAGUACAAGCUAAAAAAAUGAAGAAUUUAUCUGAAGAACUAAAAGAUAAUUUAUAUGAAAUUGGAACAAACGAGGGCAGACUACAUCAACUCUACAGUCGGAACCAAUUCACAAUAUGCAAAGAGGUGUUUAUCCAGGCUGAUGAUGUACCACCAGUACACAUUUCAUUAAGAGAAGUGGCAAGAUGUAAAAUGUAA